AUGCUUACAUCACCAAAUGAAUUAGACGACGAAAUCUUAUUGGAUGUACUAAAAACUCGAUUCGUUCGACAAAAAAUUGAUAGAACAAUAUACAAUCUUCCAGAGAACGGGAUCAUAAAAGAAAGUGAAAUUUUGACAGAUCCGCGUUUAAUCGAUAUAGUCACAAGGUGUAAUAAAUUAUUGAAUAAUUAUGAAAAUUCGCAAAAAGAGAAUGAUAACAUUCCAGCAGCCUUACUUGGAGCCGUAUAUAUAGCGCUAAUGAGUAAGAGAUACAUAAGUCGCAAAAAUAUUGCAAUUACAAUCAAGUACCCAAAUAAUAAAUCAACAAAAUGGAUAUUAUACCUUAAGAAAGAGAAAGAUGUGACAAUAAGUCAAAAACCACUCAAUGAAAAAUCUUAG
Messenger RNA from Acaulospora colombiana, 399 nucleotides. The record is from the annotation of a GenBank genome assembly. NCBI's taxonomy places the organism in Eukaryota, Fungi, Glomeromycota, Glomeromycetes, Diversisporales, Acaulosporaceae.